This is a messenger RNA of Aphidius gifuensis, 2314 nucleotides long. It is a transcript of the gene ash2, whose product is annotated as set1/Ash2 histone methyltransferase complex subunit ASH2. The record is from RefSeq and is a predicted model, not a curated record. Gene Ontology annotation, molecular function: transcription cis-regulatory region binding; protein binding. NCBI's taxonomy places the organism in Eukaryota, Metazoa, Arthropoda, Insecta, Hymenoptera, Braconidae. Gene Ontology annotation, cellular component: Set1C/COMPASS complex. The transcript has 5 exons. The coding region runs from base 126 to 1940 and encodes 604 amino acids.
ACAAAAAUACCAAAAAUAACACAAUGCCUACUUCAAAAUAGACAUUUAUUUGUUGUUAUUAAAUAAAAACAUUUAAAUUAUAAUAUUUAAAAAUAAUAAUAAUAAUAGUAAUAAUAUAAACAACAAUGGCUGAAGAAACAAUUGACGUACCAAUUGAAAAGCCAGAAAUAAUAUCUGAGGAUGUUGAAAUGAAAGAUGUUUCAAAAACUCCAAUUGAUGAUAAUGAUCAAGUUAAAGUAACAGAGACAACAACAUCAACAUCAAUAACAACAGUAUCAACAAUAACAACAACUACAGAUGAUGCCGGUGACAAAACAAUUGCUCGUACAACAUCAACAACAACAACAACAACAACAACAAAUGGCAAUGAGAAUGUCAAUUGUUAUUGUGGAAAAGAUAGAAAUAUUGGUAUUGUGGAACUACUGUGUGCUGCUUGUUUUAAAUGGUUUCAUGAUACUUGUGUAACAUGUCAACUUGGAAAACUUGUUCCAUUUAUGCUAAAUUAUGUAUUUAUGUGUAAAAAUUGUUCACCAAGUGGUUUAGAAACAUUUAAAAAAAAUCAAGCACCAUUUCCACAAAUGUGUGUUACAGCAAUUGCAAAUUUACUUCAAUUAUCACAAAAAGAUAAUGAACAAAGAUUAUUAUUUCACAAAGAUAGAGAUAUUAUACCAUUUAUUGAACUUCAUUGGGAAAGUAUAACGACAAUGCCCAGAAGAGUAACACAAUCAUGGCAUGCUACAAUACACAGAGCUCUUAUUAAAGAUGUUGGUACAUUAUUUACUGUUGAUGAUAAUAAUACAGAAGGUCAAUUAUUUGGAUUAAUAAUAUCUGAUUUAACACUUGUUAAACCAAAUUAUGAAGCAAUGAUUAAAGGUGGUCAGCUAAAAAUAACUGAAAUGGGAGUACAACAUAUUGUACCACUUGGAAGUGGUUUUAGAGGAAGAAAUGCCAAACGUAAAUUUCCUGGUGAAGGAACUGGUGCUGGACCUGGUAAAAAAGGACGUGGUUCUGAUUUAUCAACACCAAAAUUACCUGCACAUGGUUAUCCCUUAGAGCAUCCUUUUAAUAAAGAUGGUUACAGAUAUAUACUCGCUGAGCCAGAUCCUCAUGCUCCAUUUAGACAGGAAUUUGAUGAGAGUAGUGAUUGGGCUGGUAAACCAAUACCUGGUUGGUUAUACAGAGCAUUAAGUCCAUCAACUGUAUUAUUGGCUCUUCAUGAUAGAGCACCACAAUUAAAAGUUGCUGAAGAUAGACUUGCUGUUACCGGUGAUAAAGGAUAUUGUAUGGUUAGAGCAACACAUUCUGUAAGUCGUGGUACAUGGUAUUGGGAAUCAACAAUUGAAGAAAUGCCUGAAGGAUCAGCAACAAGACUGGGCUGGGCACAAGAAUAUGCAAAUCUUCAAGCACCAUUGGGUUAUGAUAAAUUUGGUUACUCAUGGAGAUCAAGAAAAGGCACAAAAUUUCAUGAAAGUCGUGGUAAACAUUAUAGCAAUGGAUACAGUGAGGGUGAUGUGCUGGGAUUUUUAAUUAUUUUACCAGACACACAUGAUUCAUCACAUAUUCCAAAUACAUACAAAGACAGACCACUUGUUAAAUUUAAAUCACAUUUGUAUUAUGAAGAAAAAGAUCAAGUACCAGAAGCACUUAGAGCAUUAAAAAGUCUUUCAAGUAGUCAAAUUAUUUUUUAUAAAAAUGGAGUUUCACAGGGUGAGGCAUUCGUUGAUAUAAAUAAAGGUGCUUAUUAUCCAACUGUAUCUAUUCAUAAAAGUGCAACUGUCUCUGUUAAUUUUGGUCCAAAUUUUAAAUUUUCACCACGUGAUGUUGCCUUUCGUGGGAUGCAUGAAAAAGCUGAAGAAGCCAUGGCUGAACAAUCACUUGCUGAUAUGCUUUAUCUUGGAGACAAUGAAGGAAAAUUAAGACUCGAUACAUUUACAUUAUGACAUUAAUGAAAUUUUUUUUUUUUCGUCCCCAUUUUCAGUUAUUAAUUAUUAUUAUUAUUUUUUUUUUUUAUACAUUAUUAUGUAAUUAUUAUUCAAUAUGUUUCAACAAUGAAAAAUCAAACAAAAAAUAAUGAGUAAUUAUACAAGUAAACAAUUCAUUUGUAAAUGAAAUAUUUUAUAGCAUGUUGUCUUUUUGACAAAAAAAAAAAAAAAAUGAUAAUUAGUUUUUCCAUUUUAUAAAAAUCAGCUGAAACAAAAAUCAUUUUUUCUUCCCAUUGUAAAAUAAUAAAUAAUCAUCGUCAAUAUUUUAUAUUUAGAAAAUAAACAAGUAUAUAUUUACAAAAUAAAUAAUUAAACUGAUAAAUAUAAUAUUU